Messenger RNA from Lathyrus oleraceus (garden pea), 2030 nucleotides. RefSeq names its product putative nuclear RNA export factor SDE5. The coding region runs from base 194 to 1684 and encodes 496 amino acids. NCBI's taxonomy places the organism in Eukaryota, Viridiplantae, Streptophyta, Magnoliopsida, Fabales, Fabaceae. The transcript is spliced from 12 exons. The record is from RefSeq and is a predicted model, not a curated record.
UCUAAUUCGUACAUUUUGAAUUAUUAUUUUUAUAUCGAAAUUGAUCAUUCAAUUUUCACUUUCAGUUGUCUAUAUAACAUAUCAUUCAAAAUAAAACUGAGAGCAAUUGUUGGUUACUUUCUCCUCUCAUUCUCUAAGCACACAAAACAUAACUCAAUUCAGUUUAUUUGGCAGUGGUUCGAGCGUGAUUAGGAUGGAAGUCGCUGGCCAGAACGGUGUCGUAUACAAUGAAGACGAGGCGUUAAAACGCUUGUAUGAUGUUUUUGGGGCUUCAUGUACUCUUGACAAUAUAGCUUAUGCGUAUUGCAAGGCGAAUCGGAAUAUAGAUUUGGCAGGGGAAAUUUUGUACGAUAUGAAGGGGGGCUCCUCGACUUCUGGGACUCACUCGUCUAACUCGGAUGCGAAAGCGGAAGAGUUGUCAGAAUCAUCUGACGGACUUUCCUCUGAAAACUCAUUCCGUGGAAGGAAAGGCUUCAAGCCGAAAGUUCGCCCUGUUUCAGCAGGCACUGUUUCGAGCGUUAUUGGUAAAAGUUAUGUUAGGCCCACGGUAUCUGGUAAUGGGUCUAACGGUAUGACUAAACCACCUAAGUUGGAUGCGAGGACGAUGCCAGUGACUGGAAUCUGGCGUGAAAAGAGCACGCCAAAGGCUGAUUCUUCAAAGAAUCAGCUUCAAGAGGAAAUGGAGGAUUUUUUGUUUAAAAUGCUUGGAGAUGGUUUUAAGCUGGAAAGAAAUGUCAUACGGGAAGUUCUAGGUACUUGCGGGUAUGACAUGAAAAAGAGCUUGGAAAACCUGCUAGAUCGAUCGGCGAUGGCUUUGGACAAAAGGCCAGUUGAUGUUCGUGAUGCAUCUGGGGAGGUUGCAGAUAUGAAAAGAAAAUCUGAAGUACCAGGAUUUGAAAAACAAUCUAAGGAUUUAAAUUGUAACAGAGGUAACGGAAACAUAGUUUCAGUUAAAGAAGCAGAACUACAUCAUCGGCAAAAAGAGAGACAUGACAUUCAGAAAGAAGUCUGGUCUAAUUUGUUUAGUUACCGCGAAUAUGUUGAGGAGCCUCGUAAGAGGUUUGUAAGGGGUGAGAAUACGAGUUCAGCCUAUGGAGUUGGACAUGUGGUGUUUGAACCUCCCGAAGAUUCAAUGGAGGAAUACAAGAUCAACAUGGAUUUCAGGAGACGAGAUAAUGAAGAUGAUGCUGAGGAUGAAGCAGAUUACCAAUGCGUGCGAAAAGCUGUGAAGGAAUAUCGGGUGACAAUGAAGGAAUACUAUAAAGCUGCUGUUGAAGCAUUUGCCAAGGGAGAGCAAAUAAAAGCUGAAAAACUUCUUGAACAGGGACAAUUUUACAAGAAUAAGGCACGUGAAGCUGACGAAGAAUCUAGCAAAAUGAUUCUUCAAACUAGGGGUUCAGAAACCCCAGAAAUGACACUCGACUUGCAUGAGCAUGAUCCAAAGGAUGCUGUUAGGCUACUGAAAUGUCAUCUUUCUUCGCUUUCUGGUUGUUCAUCAUUCGACCACCUUAAGGUUAUCUUUGAUGCAAAUGACCAAGCUAACAAAAAAAGGUCUUGCAGACGACUGGUAUUAAAACUAUUAGAGCAAGAGUCUAUAAAAUGGGUCGAAGGAAAAAUGGCUGGAACAAUAUUGAUCCGCUUAGAUAACAUUGACCGAAAACAGUUGAGUUUUUUCAAAGCAUAGCAAUGUUGUUUGAACCAAGAGUGGCGAUUUAUUAUGCGAAAGCCUGAUUGCUUGUUAGCUAACAAUGAAUGGCCGUCUAACUUCCAUGAUGUGCUAGCAGUUAACAGUUGGUCAAUUUUGGAAUUGAGGUUGUGGGAGUAAGUUGGUUGUGUGGUCCCAUAUAGUUUUCAUGAAAUUUUUGCCACAUUAGCUCAAAUAUAAAGAUCCAAAUCAAUGAGUAUAGGUCUUCUCUUGUCUGGCACAUGUGAUUCUGUAAACAUCGAAAAUUGCUUGUCCGUGCUUGUGAAAUGCAAAUGUUGUUUCAGUUGCAUGUUCGGCAUAUGAAGCUUUGAAUCUGUUGAGUUCA